GUCACCAAAGCACUGCACGGCAUUGUUACAAAUGUCUAGUCCUGUCUUGCUAUUGCUGAUAGCUACUUCCUUAGGUAUCUUUGGUGGUGAAAAUAUGGCAGUAGGUAGAGUCAUUACUGUUCCUGAAGUUAAAUGUAGGAACAGUCCAGGAUUUAUCUAUCAAAAAAUUGGAAAAUCAAAUGUAUGUUUCUUCUUUAGCAGGACUGGGAAUAACUUCACCAAUGCAAAACUGGACUGUGAAGGAAAAGGUGCCAGACUGACUGUAGUAAACAUGCAGAGAAAGAGACAAGUAUUAGAUAGAAAACCAGAUACUUGGAUCGCUUUGGAAGAUAGACAAACGGAAGGGAAAUAUAUUUGGCAUGAUGGAACAGAGCAAACUGCCCGCCAGAGAAGGGACUUUUCUUGCUACGGGCAACCAGACAAUUGGAAUGACGCCGAAGACUGUUUACAUGCAUCAAAAUGGUGUUCAGCUCCAAGGAAUAUUAACGACGGUAGUUGUGCUGAAAGUUUUGAAUAUCUUUGUGAAAAAGUUGGAUAGAUAUAAAAUCAGCCUGACCACUUUAUCAAUCACUCUAUCCAGAACCAGAAAUCAUUGCGUAACAUGCUAAUAAAGAACUAAUCUAUAAAAAUUUGUUUUAUAAUAACUAUAUCGAUAUUUCCAAUUGUAUAGACUUAUGAUAUCCAAUUAAUCACAUCUGUCCAAAUUAUAGGUUGGAUUGUACAUAACUAUGGUAUAAUUUUACUGUUUAUAAUAAUUAAAAUUUAGUCAAAUUUAAUAAUAAUCCUUGCUAUGCCUCUCUAUAUUUUAAUCAAUUAAGCAUUUGUAUUAUAGACCUAAAGUACUGUUAAGUCUUUAUUCUUUCUGGCUGACUUAAGCAAUCAGUUUAAGCUCUAGUAACACUAAUAAAGAAGAAGCGCUUAAUAGUCUAUGUUAUAGCUGAGAAAAAAAAAUGUUCCUUUAUCUUUCUGACUCUUCUCUCUUUUUUUAUUUGAUACGCAUUUCGUCAUGAUUAUUUUAUUUAUUUUUCAAAAUUCAAACCAACUUCUUGACUGAUUGUGUUCGUGAACAUAAAAUAUAACAAGCAAAUUAUCAAAAAUCAUUUUAAAAAACAAAGCUUACCUUUGAGAAAGAAUAUUAAUGAAGAU
Molecule: messenger RNA, 1146 nt
Organism: Biomphalaria glabrata
Lineage: Eukaryota; Metazoa; Mollusca; Gastropoda; Planorbidae
Product: C-type lectin domain family 4 member F-like
Exons: 4
Coding region: 32-538 (168 amino acids)
Biological process (GO): biological process involved in interspecies interaction between organisms
Cellular component (GO): external side of plasma membrane
Molecular function (GO): carbohydrate binding
Source: RefSeq, a predicted model, not a curated record